Messenger RNA from Mytilus californianus (California mussel), 1073 nucleotides. RefSeq lists its product as uncharacterized. Lineage: Eukaryota; Metazoa; Mollusca; Bivalvia; Mytilida; Mytilidae. The transcript is spliced from 7 exons. The record is from RefSeq and is a predicted model, not a curated record. The coding region runs from base 105 to 1073 and encodes 322 amino acids.
UUCAUUUCGUGUAACGUGGUGAUACAGUCAUAAUCAUAAUAUUUAACAAAAUUUUAAAAAUGUGAAGAUUAUAAUUCGACAGUGAUUAAACUGGCAUAUACAAUAUGUACAGAGGAAUAUCAUUUAUUGUAACUUAUUUCUUCUCUACAUUUCUUCUUGAAUCUGAGUGUGCCUGUACUCUUCCGUCACAACUGACCGGAAAUUGGUGGGACAGUAGAACCAAUGGAGUUGUAACUUUUAGUUCAUUGGCAGUUACAAGUGGCUGGCAACUCACAAUAAAUGCUGCUGUAUGGAACACGUUUACCUGUGUUGAAAGUGAUUCUUCUUAUUUAGUAUUUCGAAGUGAUACGCAUAACCAUUUGUUUGGAGUGGAUUAUUAUGCCAUCUAUUGUCUAGAAUAUAGUAGCCUAACAACCAACAGCUACUCAUACUAUGUGCGGUCUAACGUAGAAGAUUUCACUGGUAAGAGAGUAUUCCUAUUAGAUCAAUUACAAGAUUCAAGUUACACCAGUACUGCACAGUAUUGUAAUCAUACGAAUGGCCCAGACACAAGAGAAUAUAAUGUUUUAGUGAAGCAAAAUAUGCAACAAUCUGUUCACCUCCAACAGUAUUUUCCUGAUCCUCUGCUUGGGGUGUUUUCCUACACUGUUAAUGACGGUACCAGUACAUCAUGUGCAGGUACAGACUCAGUCUGGGAUGGAUGCUAUGUUAAUGGAGAUAUAGACAGAACCACUGCUGUUUUAAACUACACGCAGUGUGCAACAUCGGUCAUGGGCUCAACCAGUGGAGUAUUCUACAAUGUGGCAAACGUGACUGAAUCUGGAUCAACAUACUACACCAUUCUGAUCAAUUCUGAUGGAACAGAUCCAAUUUUCACAUGUAUUGCGGUAUCACAAUCUGGAAGUACCCGUUCCAUUAGUACAAAUCCAGGUGGAUGUGCAGCUAAUCAAGUUUCAACAAGUCGAACAUCACAUGCUGACAGUGUACUCAUUGCAUUGACAGAAUAUGGUAUGUUAUUAGAAAUACCAUACUAUGAUUUAUGCAAAAAUGAAAAUCAAUGCAUUUCCAAUUAA